CACACGCGCGCCCCGGGUCUACUGUAUGAUCAACACCUGCAGCUACCCCUUUGACAUUCACGAUUGUAGCUGCGCACCCACCUAGACGGCACAACAUCCUUGCUUGUCUCCACAUCAUAACAACCCUUCUGAGCCCGCUUCCCUCACCACACAAAUCAGAUACAAAAUGGAUGAAAAGUACGACGCCAUCAUUCUCGGCACAGGAGUGACGGAAUGCGUCCUGUCCGCGCUCCUGUCCGUCGAGGGCAAGAAAGUCUUGCACAUUGACCGCAACGACUACUACGGAGCAGACUGCGCCAGUCUAAACUUGACCCAGCUUUGGCAAAAGUUUAGACCUGGUCAAGAGCCACCAAAGGAUAUCGGUCGUGACAGAGACUAUGCAGUUGAUCUCAUUGCCAAAUUUAUGAUGGCCAAUGGGGAACUGACAAAGAUGCUGGUUCACACUGAUGUGACCAGAUACCUGGAGUUCAAACAAAUUGCGGGCUCCUACGUUUUCCGCGAUGGUAGAGUGGCCAAAGUGCCGGCUACGGAGAUGGAAGCGGUCAGGAGCUCCCUCAUGGGUCUCUUUGAGAAGCGCAGAGCAAAGAAGUUCUUCGAGUUCCUUCAAAACUGGAAGGACGAUGAUCCUGCCACACACCAGGGGUUGAGUCUGGAUAACGACAACAUGACGAAAAUUUUCGACUACUUUGGUCUUGAGCCUGGCACACGCGACUUCAUUGGUCAUGCUAUGGCCCUUCAUCUCGAAGACUCCUACAUGCAGCGACCUGCGAGAGAGACGUAUGACCGCAUCAUCUUGUACACAUCCUCAAUGGCGCGUUACGGCAAGUCGCCUUACAUCUACCCUCUUUACGGGUUGGGCGAGCUCCCUCAAGCAUUUGCUCGUCUUUCCGCCAUCUACGGAGGUACCUACAUGCUUGACAAGCCUGUCGACGAAAUCGUGGUAGAUGAAGAGACUGGAAAGUUCAAGGGAGUCCGAAGUGGCGAGGAGACUGUCUAUGCGGAUCUAGUCAUUGGUGACCCAAGCUACUUUAGACAGGGCGUUGGAGCGGCUGACAAGAGGAAACAGCUGGUCAGGGAGACAGCCAAAGUUGUCAGAGCUAUUUGUUUGCUCAAGCAUCCCAUUCCAAACACGGACAACACCGACUCCACUCAGCUCAUCAUCCCUCAGAACCAGGUCAACCGCAAGCACGACAUUUAUGUUGCCGAGGUCUCGAGCGCUCAGAACAUUUGCGCCAAGGACAUCUACGUUGCGCAGGUCUCGACCAUCGUCGAGAGCUCUACACCCGAGUUGGAGCUUCGACCGGGUUUCGAACUUCUUGGUCCCAUCUUUGAAAAGUUCGUCACUGUUGCGCCAGUCGAAGAGCCCUUGGAGGACGGCAAGGAAAGCAACAUCUACAUUACGCGCUCCCUCGAUGCUACUUCUCACUUCGAGACGCUUGUGGAUGAUGUUCACUCCGUCUUUGAGAGGUGCAUGGGCAAGGGUCUCGUCCUCAAGAAGCGAGAGGAGGGAGCUCAAGUUCAGGAGUAGAGGUGAAGGCGGCCUGUACAAAUUCGGAAAAUUUCUUGCUUGCAUUCCACCGCGCUGGUUUUGACACCUAACGGCUAUCACGGACGGAAGCACCGCCCGCUUCCUUGGCAUAGCCUCCCUCUGUCAAGCUUCGAUUGAAGCGACCUCGGCACUGACCAAUUCGCUAAUGACAACAUCGAUCUUCGAGCCCGUACAUUCGUUUGCGCUUGCGCUCGUCGUCGAAGUUCGUGUCCAUCAUCGCAGUCACGGCCCGGUGAUCAUCGAUGUCCCGACAAAAGGUCAUGCAUUUCAAGCCCUGCGAACCUUGGGCAUACCAGGCACGAUGACCUCCCCAAGAACAGCCCUGGCUUCGAGUCCGACGCGCGGCAAG
Ceraceosorus guamensis is the source of this 1898-nucleotide messenger RNA. Its product is annotated as rab GTPase activator. Gene Ontology annotation, cellular component: cytoplasm. NCBI's taxonomy places the organism in Eukaryota, Fungi, Basidiomycota, Exobasidiomycetes, Ceraceosorales, Ceraceosoraceae. The record is from RefSeq and is a predicted model, not a curated record. Bases 167 to 1528 code for a protein of 453 amino acids. Gene Ontology annotation, biological process: vesicle-mediated transport; small GTPase-mediated signal transduction; protein transport. Gene Ontology annotation, molecular function: Rab GDP-dissociation inhibitor activity. The transcript has 7 exons.